GCGAUGCGUUUCUUCCAAACCAAGCCAAGCACCAUUUCACCACUAAGCCGGAUACUAGAGCGCCAGAGACUCUUCUCUCGGCCGAAUCUGAAAUCAGAGUUUUCACGCCGUAGCACCUCGAAGAUCUGGGAUUGGAGUUUUCGGCCAUCUUCUGUCCAGCAGCUAUGUGAUAGGGGAUUGCAUAGGAGGCUCCCAUGGAAGCAUUUCAACCGUCCUCCAUACCAUAUGAUCAGUGGAUACCACUCCCCACGUCUGGUCCUCGUCCGUCUGCACGUUACAAGCAUGCAGCAGAAGUAGUAGAGGGGAAGCUGUAUGUGGUUGGCGGUGAUCGAAAUGGGAGAUACAUGUCUGAUGUACAUAUUCUUGACUUCAAGACUUUGACGUGGACUGCAGUGAAACCAACAUUUUAUCAAGAAGAUGACCUUGAUGGUCGUAGUCAUGAACCAUUCCCUGCAUCCUCAUGCCAUCGUCUGGUGAAAUGGGGAAACAAACUUAUAGCUGUAGGAGGAUAUAUGAAACAUUCUCCUGAUACUGUUACAGUUCGAGCAAUUGAUGUGGAUACUCAUUGCUGGAGUGUUGUUCAAACAUUUGGAGAAGUUCCGGCAGCUCGUGGAGGCCACUCUGUCACUCUCGUUGGCUCUAGAUUGUUCAUGUUUGGUGGUGAAGGAGCUAAAGGGCGACUUCUAAAUGAUCUGCAUGUCCUUUAUUUGGAAACAAUGAAGUGGGAUACAGUAAAAACAACUCAGGAACUUCCCUUGCCAAGAUUCGAUCAUGCAGCUGCAGUGCAUGCUGAACGGUAUCUUCUAAUUUUUGGUGGUUGUUCUCGUUCAGCAUGCCUUGAUGAUCUUCAUAUAUUAGAUCUGCACACUAUGGAGUGGUCACAGCCACAGAUUCAAGGUGAAGUCAAUGCUAGAGCUGGUCAUGCAGGGGCAGUUAUAGGUGAAAAUUGGUAUAUUGCUGGUGGUGGUGAUAAUAAAUCUGGUGCUCGAGGCACGCUGGUGUUAAGUUUAUCUAAGCUUGUGUGGUCAGUGCUAACUGAUGUCGAAGAACAGCAUCCAGUAGCCAGUGAGGGUCUCACGUUGACCUCAUUUUCAUCAGAAGGUGAAAAGCUUUUGGUUGCUUUUGGAGGAUAUAAUGGAAAGUACAACAAUGAGGUAUUUAUUUUGAAGCCCACGCUGAAAAGUGCUUCUCAACCCAAAAUUUUAAAAUCACCUGCAGCAGCCGCUGCAGCAGCUUCUGUAAAAGCCGUUUAUGAAUUAACCAGAAAAGGAGAAACACUAGACUUGAAGGUCGACACCAAAGAAGUUACUCGUGGAAGCUCCAAACAGGACACAGUGGAAAAGGAUUCUCUUUCAGCAAGAAUCAAUUUGCUGAAAUCAGCUCUGCUAGAAACAAGAACCAAUAAUUCAAAACAUAAAGAUCAGCUUGAUGAGAAGAAUCAGACUUAUGCUGAACUAUCCAAGGAAUUGCAUUCAGUUCAAGAGCAGCUAACUGCUGAGAGAUUGAGGUGCAGUGAACUUGAGAUCCAGAUAUCUGAUCUUCGGGAAAAGCUGGAAUCAUCACAUUCUUUGCAGCAGGAGCUACAGUUACUUCAGGUCCAGUUGUCCAUUUUCAGGCAAGAUCCAGUGGCCAUGGGUCCUUCCAUUCAAAGGAAAAGAUCAGGGCUUUUUAAUUGGAUUGCGGGUACACCAGGAAAUCCAGAUGAAGACAAGCCAACACAUUGAAUGUUAUUGGCUGAGGACUGAGGUAAACGACAUUCAGGGGCUUGCAUUUUGAUUGAGAAACUUGAAACAUUACCACCAUUAAUUUUUCUCAAAAUCCUUCUUUUAGAAAAAUGCCACCUUCCUGCAGCUGCCUGCUUGUUGUAGACAGAAGCGUUUUUGUGCUGUAUCAAUUUGUUCAUUUGAAAUAGUUAUUUCAGUUCUUUUUGGCCCAUACAACUCAGGGUUGGCUUGCUUUAUCAAUGUGAUUCUUUUUAUUUUCCGGUUCAA
Molecule: messenger RNA, 1991 nt
Organism: Nymphaea colorata (pocket water lily)
Lineage: Eukaryota; Viridiplantae; Streptophyta; Magnoliopsida; Nymphaeales; Nymphaeaceae
Product: acyl-CoA-binding domain-containing protein 4
Exons: 14
Coding region: 195-1724 (509 amino acids)
Molecular function (GO): protein binding
Source: RefSeq, a predicted model, not a curated record